Messenger RNA from Oppiella nova, 1389 nucleotides. Lineage: Eukaryota; Metazoa; Arthropoda; Arachnida; Sarcoptiformes; Oppiidae. The record is from the annotation of a GenBank genome assembly.
AUGUAUGAACCCUACCCCGUCCCAGAUCUUGCACGAGAACAUAAAAAAUUCCGUUACAGUAGCUUGUGGGAAUUUGCAAAACAAGAUUUACGCCUACUUGGUUUUUUACUCAUUAUCGGCGGAUUUAUUGGUUUAGGGAUAGGGUAUUUUUGGAUUUGUAUUUCCAUCGGUUUUGCUGUUUUUUUUCUGUUUCAAUUACGCUCUUUAUACUUGGUCAAUGAGUGGAUUUCGAAUCGUCCUUACGACUCUCCACCCAAUCUAGAAGGUAUCUGGGGUGCGCUGCUUUUUAAUGUUUAUCGUGCACAACGCCAAGAACGGGUUGUUCAAGCUGAAAUGGUCGGAUUGAUUGAUCGGGCGCAAUCCUCACUGAUAGCUUUAGCAGAAGCUGUUGUUUUAACGGAUGAAUUACAUCAAAUUGAAUGGUGGAAUCCUGCUGCGGAAAGACUGUUAGGCAUUCAACCGCUAGAUCGUGGUCGUAAUAUCUUGACCAUUAUCCGCCAGCCGAGCUUUAUUGAAUAUUUUAAUAAUAUCGACCAAUCUCCAGAUGGCAUUAAAAUAAAAUCUUCGGUUUAUGAAGAGCAUUAUGUACAGAUUAAACUGACACGUUUUGGUAGUGAAAGCCGUUUGCUCGUCGCUUACGAUGUCACACGUGUACAUAAUCUGGAACAAAUGCGCAAAGACUUUGUCGACAAUAUUUCACAUGAACUUCGUACCCCGCUGACUGUACUCAGUGGUUAUAUCGAAACCUUUACCGACCAAGAAGAUUUAAAUCCGCGCUGGAAACGUGCCUUUGAACAGAUGCAAUCGCAAACACGUCGUAUGAAUGCCUUGGUCAAUGACUUACUCUUGCUUUCACGUUUAGAAGGCAAUAAACAGGUCGCAAAAAAUCAAAUCAUCGAUAUGCCAAAUUUGAUGAAUCAACUUUUUGAUGAUGCACAAGCCUACAAUGUCGAUUAUGGCCAUACUUUAAAUUUAGAUAUUGACAGUCAUUGUGACUUAAUUGGUUCUGAUGCAGAGCUUGCCAGUGCGUUUAGUAAUUUAAUCACCAAUGCGAUUAAAUACACCCCUAAAGGUGGCACAGUUACAAUCGGCUGGCAUGAUGACAGUGAACAUGGUUAUUUCACUGUUGAAGAUACCGGGAUCGGGAUUGAUCCAAAACAUAUUCCACGUUUAACCGAACGCUUUUAUCGCGUAGACAGUGCACGAAGCCGCCAAACAGGUGGAACAGGUUUAGGGCUUGCCAUUGUGAAGCAUGUUUUAAUGCAACAUAAUGCGUAUUUAGAAAUUGAUUCUAAAGAAAAUCGGGGGUCUAUUUUUAGAGUGGUUUUCCCCAAAGAGCGCCUUGAUUUUGCAGAAUGCGCAGACCCAAUUACUUGGGUUAAAGACCAU